This is a messenger RNA of Dovyalis caffra, 585 nucleotides long. The record is from the annotation of a GenBank genome assembly. NCBI's taxonomy places the organism in Eukaryota, Viridiplantae, Streptophyta, Magnoliopsida, Malpighiales, Salicaceae.
AUGAAGACAAUUCUCUCGUCUGAGACUAUGGACAUCCCAGAUGGGGUGAAAAUCAAGAUCCAUGCCAGGAUCAUAGAAGUCGAAGGCCCAAGAGGCAAGCUGAGCAGGAACUUCAAGCAUUUGAAUCUUGAUUUCCAGUUGAUAAAAGACGAGGAAGGUAAAAGAAAGCUGAAGAUUGAUGCCUGGUUUGGUUCAAGAAAGACCAGUGCUGCUAUCAGGACUGCUCUUAGCCACGUGGGGAACUUGAUUACUGGGGUUACCAAGGGGUACAGAUACAAGAUGAGGUUUGUGUAUGCUCAUUUUCCCAUCAAUGCCUCCAUCACUAACAACAACACUGCUAUCGAGAUCAGGAACUUUCUUGGAGAGAAGAAGGUUAGGAAGGUUGAUAUGCUUGACGGGGUUAGCAUUAUUCGAUCUGAAAAAGUGAAGGACGAGCUAGUCCUAGAUGGUAAUGAUAUUGAGCUUGUUUCACGGUCGGCAGCUCUGAUCAACCAGAAAUGUCAUGUCAAGAACAAGGAUAUCCGAAAAUUUCUUGAUGGCAUAUACGUAAGUGAGAAGAGCACUGUGAGUGCUGAGCAAGAAUGA